UUAUCGAUAUACGCGCUUUGUAUAUAUACACCGGUUUAGAGUGUUGCAUUCAAGUGUGGAUUUAACAGUUUCGCUGCACUCUGCUCGCAGCACAUAUUGACAUUUGUGAUUUGGAUAUUUCUUUUUUAGCGGUGAUACACUAUAGCAUGGCAAUGGGGAGUUGUUACACAUGUAUCCGUUAUUUGAUGUUCGCCUUCAACUUCCUCUUUUGGUUGUUGGGCUGCGCCAUCCUCGGUGUGGGCAUCUGGGUUCGAGUGGAUGAGAACUUCGGCAAAUAUGUUAACAACAGCGACCACUUCGACUUUCUUUACACAGGGGCGUAUUUAUUCAUAGUAGCGGGUAUUCUGAUCAUGGUCGUGGGGUUCCUCGGAUGUUGUGGCGCGAUCAGAGAGAACCAAUGCAUGCUGGGACUGUUUUUCGCUCUUCUGUUCAUCAUCUUCGUAAUUCUGCUGGGUUCCGGAAUCUGGGCCGUUGUCGCAAAAGAGCAGGUUAAAGAUAUCGUCAAUAAGGCUCUACAGGACGGGGUAGACCACUAUUUCGACCAAAACUCCUCGUCUAAGGAAUUCAUGGACAUAGUCCAAACAGACUUCCAAUGUUGUGGAGCGACGAAGGGGGCGGAAGAUUAUGGCAUUAAGUUUACCAUGGUACCCACUUGUGAGGGUCUCAUCAAACCAUGCAACAACGAGCUGUUUAACUUUGUGAAGGAAAACCUUGUCAUUAUCGCCGGCGUCUCCAUUGGUAUCGCCGUCAUUCUGAUCCUGGGUAUGAUCUUCUCCAUGAUCCUAUGCUGUGCUCUCCGGGACUCUCAGGUAUAAACCUGCGACCAUCAGGUUGACUAGACAUUAUUUAGCCUUAUAUUGCAAUUUAAUCACGAAGCAGGGAUAAUUAGAGAAAAAACGUCACACACGUACCUUUGGACUGUUGAAUAUCUGGGCCUCCACGACAACGCGAAGGAAUACACAAGAGUGCGUCAGUCAGUCGGCGGAUGAAUAUUUUUAAAGAAAAUAGUGCUUUUAUAUGCCGUGUUUGUUAUGACUCGAAGAUUCACAGAGAAUACCUUACUAUAAGAAAACUUUAAUCAUAGACUCAAAUUAUGGUCGUGUUUGCUGAAGAUGGUCCUUAAUUUGUUCGUUUAGAUAUACCAUAUGCAAGUACCAUCUCUGCUUUGGACGACAACUCUUAAGAAUCUUUUUCAAGAAUAAGUUUAAUAAUUAUUGUGUUUUAUUUGAUUGUACACCUUCUCAUUUUAAACUCGUUCACUUUUUAAGAUAUUUUUGACAUAAACUAAUUGUGGUGUUUGACAUUAAUUUUUUAAUAGGCUCAUUUCAUUAUCCGCGUGCAUUAUUAGAUAUUGCUUGAAGUGACAUAAACCGUAUUUUGUUUGAAUCUUGCCAAGUUGUGGUCUCUGUUUUUUUUCUUAGAAUAGAUUUUAAAUAUGAUUUAAAUGCAAAAUAAUUGCAAAUUUUAAUUAUUAUCUGAAUUAUUAAUUUUAGGCCGAAAUGUUCUGGCAGCUUAAAUGUUGUUCUGUUUCACAUGUUAGUUACUGUAAUGUAGAUAUGAAUAGUUUUAUCUUAGUUUGAUUUUCUUUCUUAAUGCAAUGGAGUACGUGUUCACGAGGUGCUUUCGUUAUAUAUUCGUUAUAUAUUGUUGUAGUAUUUACUGCAAACGUUUGAUUCUACUUACAAAUCAUUAAUUAUCAAGAUAAAUCUGUGUAGUAAGAAACGUGUUAAUACGUAAAUAGUCAUUAUCACAUUGAGGUUACAUAAGUUCUUUUUCUUUGUUUUUCACCUGUGGGAUUUAGUGUAAGACGUUAACGCACAACAAAUUAUUGGUAAAAUAACGUAAAAACAAACCAUUUGUAUGGUUUUUGAGAAAAGAGCAGGUACAUUAAGUAAAAUAUACAUGACAUCUGUGUAUUAUCUUUAAUUUGACAUCUUAAAUUUUGCAAUAGCCUAAAUCAAGUGUCUGGUGUAACGAUUUCACAUGUAAUAUUUCUCACCUGUCAACUUAUAUUUUAGUUUUAAAUUGCGGCUUGGGUUGUAUGCGUUAAUUAAUACAAAAAAAAACAUUUUAUAUUAUUUAUUUGUAUUUUCAUGAACAUUUAUUUUAUCUUAAAAUAACCAUUUUUAAAAAAAAAUAUGUAUCACAGUUUCAUUGUAAAUUCCCAUUAUGGUCACUUUUCUGUAUAUUAUUAGUUUAGUUUUCAAAAGAGAGAUCUAUUUUUUCUUACUUUUAACUAAAUCAUGAGUCCCUUGCUUUGAAUUGGUAUGGUCAACUGUCUAAAUUUCUAUUAAUCCGGUUGUUACAAGCUUAGGAGGCAGUGUCAGUCAGAGGUCGGGAUUAUUUCAUUAUAUCUUCACCUUAGUACAAGAACUCACUAUCUGCUUCAAUUUACAUCUGCAGUUAUUGAGUUAUGGCACUUCUCAGCACUAGAGUAUAUAAUUAUAUGAUAAAAAUCGGUAACAUGUAUACAUGACACUGCCGCCUGUGGUUAUAAGUGAACAAAGCGAACUGAUUUCAACUUUGCCUUUGGUGUUGUUUUGAUUCACUGUAUAGAAGUGUUAAGGUCUAAAUUAAUGUCUGUUUUUCUAUAAAGAGAGUCGAUGUAUUCUAGUGAUUUUCAAAAGUGUUUAUUAAUUUUUGUCCUUUUCAUAAAUGAUUCUAAAUGCGAUUUUAAAACUUCACUUUUUUCAGCGUUUUGCUUUCAUUUAGCUUUGAUUUAAACCAUAUUUAUUUCAAUAAAAUGUUUCAAAGAUAUAGCGUUUAGACAUGUCAAACGAAUUACUGUGGUAAAAUACGUGAAAAAUAAGAGUGAUAUAUGUUCAAAGCAAAAGAAUAUCGACAGGAUUAAAAAGGAUGCUAAACUAUACUAUGUCUGGACUUGGUAAAUAAUUUUGCUUAACAGCAAGAAACAAACGCGUAUAACAACAUAAUUUGAAAUAAUAAAAUCAUGCUUUUUAACGCCCAUAAUUGUAUGUAUUCGAAACCAGUUAAUUGAGUGGUCUGUCUUAAAGUCGCUUCUAGGAUGUAUUUUAUGAAAUAAGGGUUACUAUUGAUUUACGUUUAAAAUAGAUAAAUAAUAGGUACUGUAUGAAUAUUGUGAUGCUUAGAACAAAGUAUAAUAGUAGAAUGUAGACCUUAAAAUGUUUGAUAAAAUUUUGAUAUUGAUAAGAAUAAUAUAAAUUGUGUUGUAUAUCUUUUUUUCUUAAAAAAUAGCCUAAAAAUCAGAGAAAAUAGCCUAAAGAACAAAACAUUAAAGUUCUGUUCUAAAGAAAAUGAUUUUUGCAAACAAAACUAUAUUUAUUUGAAGUAGGCCUAUUACAUCAAAAUGCACAGAACUCCAGAUAUGUUACCAUUUAUUGUCAAACAAAUACAUACAGCUAUAUUUGUUAUAUACAUAUUACCAACGGGGUUUGAAAUUAGCACUUGCGUCCUAAAUUCCCCAUCAAACAUUUCUUGACUUGGUUAACAAGGGAUAUAAAUACUAGUACCAUUUACAUGGUCGGAAUUUCACGGAAUGAGUUACUUUAUGCAAUACAAGUUAUCAGAAAUAACCUCGCAAUAGAAAAACCAUUGUUAAUUUCAAACUCCGAGCGCCGCUAUAAGUGUUUUAUAUACAAUUAUGUACAUUGUACCUUUUUAUACUUGUAUUUUUAUGUGUGUUUAGUGUACAAAAAUGUCUAAAUAAAUGUUCAACGAACAAA
Molecule: messenger RNA, 3704 nt
Organism: Mya arenaria
Lineage: Eukaryota; Metazoa; Mollusca; Bivalvia; Myida; Myidae
Product: CD9 antigen-like
Exons: 9
Coding region: 147-815 (222 amino acids)
Cellular component (GO): membrane
Source: RefSeq, a predicted model, not a curated record